Sabethes cyaneus is the source of this 5212-nucleotide messenger RNA. RefSeq lists its product as uncharacterized. Bases 794 to 4876 code for a protein of 1360 amino acids. Lineage: Eukaryota; Metazoa; Arthropoda; Insecta; Diptera; Culicidae. The transcript has 12 exons. The record is from RefSeq and is a predicted model, not a curated record.
UCGGUUGAGUACGCGUUCGCUGUGCGCUUAGUAAAACUGUUUGUCUUCGAGUCGAAGCUGUGAAACUAUCUUUUUCUGUCGUUGCCAUAGAGUUCCGGACUGUCGAUAGUAGUAUUUCAGUGCUGCAACUACUAGCGAGCACAUGCUGAAGAAGUGAAAAACAAAAAAUAUUUAUAUAUCGAGCGUAUUAGUGAGAGGCAAGUGUUAUCGCAAUCAUUCAUAACAGGUGCUUGUUGGAAUAAUAGACGAGCCGGAGGAAAAGAUCUUACGUGUCGGCGAAAGUGCAAGACUUCGUUCUAGAGUUCAGUGUGCAUUUCGUUCGUAUAAGAAAAAAAAACCCCGAAAGUGGCAGUCACGUGUCUAACAGCUUUCUCUAGUGCCAGACGAUUACGGUGAUAGUUUUAUAUCGUUCGAAAUUUUACUAUCUGUGAGGAAGUGUUUGCUUAAAUGUGAUAUUCGGUGUUAUUCGUUUAGUGUAUAGUCUAUGUCUAUGUGAAAGAGCGAUUGCUUAGUAGCAUCAUCGUGUACCAGCCAUACAAAAGUAUUCAAAUCUGUCAGUUUGUAAAAAUACAUCGCUUUUUUGUUUACCACUGUGAGCAACAAUCUGGGCACAGCCAGAUUUUGUGCUUUCAGGGAAACCAAAUUCCUCCCUGAACCAGUGCCAAACCAAGCACCCGUGAGGAUUCACCCAAUAUUGUGUAUCAUUGAAAGCAGCUAAAAGUAGUCAUCAAAGUUGGCUGCCCAGGACGAACCGGGAACUGACCAACGGCAGGGUCAGCACAGUGGUGCCACGAUGAGUCUCAAAAAAGCCAGCCGUACCAAGAGCCUAUCGCUGAGCGGCGAUGACUUCCCGCUGAGGCCGGCCAAACCGCGGCCGGCUUUUAUCACCCCGAAGCGGCCCGAAGACACGAUGAAGAUUAUGAAGUACAUCGAUGAUAACGUGAUCGGGAAGGGAGUGGCCUUCCUGGGACCGUUCGGCAGACGGAAAGUCGUCUAUGCCGAUUAUACUUCCUCCGGCCGUUCGUUACAGUUUUUAGAAGAUUACAUCAACAAAGAAGUCCUACCCGCUUUCGGUGACACAAACUGUAUUUCCGCCGUCACCGGUCUACAGUCACACCUGUACGACAAUGAAGCUCGUGAUCUGGUACGCGCAGCGGUCGGCGCUGUUGCUGAGGAUGCAGUCGUUUUCUGUGAUAAUCCGGCGGAACGGUUGUGCUUCCUGCUCUCCAGUACGGCGUACGAUAGCGGAAAUAAACUGCCUCCGAUUCUAUUUGUUAGCAAUGCAGAACCCAUCGGUAAUCUUAAAUCAUGGUUGGAUGCCGGAUGGUUAGUGGAAAAAAUCGCGAAAAAUCACGAAGGUUUUUUAGAUUUGGUCGACUUAGAAAAGCGACUGCUCCAGUUUAACGAUCCUAAGCGAAUGAUGGUAGGACUGUUUUCCGGUGCAUCCCGGUUGACUGGUAUUUUGGCGGAUGAUGUAGCGACCACGAUUUUGCUGCACCAAUACGAUGCGCUGUCUAUCUGGGAUCACAGCGUGGCCGUAUCUUGUGCACCAAUCAAUACCAAUCCGAUUUUACCGGGAGCUCAAAAGGAUGCUAUCUUUUUCCACUGCAAUCGUAUGGUUGGUGGAGUUCAGGCUCCCGGAGUUCUCGUAAUUAAACAGAAACUAGCUGAAAACAGCGCUUCAUUUUUGGGCGACACUGUGGGAAUUGUGAGUGCAGUACGAGCAGGUUUGGUAGUGCAGCUGAAAGAGUCGCUUGGAGUUCAAGCCAUCAUGCAUCGGAUGGAGAAAAUCUGCAAGCAAAUGCUGGCGCACGUAAGAACGAUUCCCGAAAUCGCCCUACUGGGACCCCUUUGUACGACGGCCAAGCGACUGACAACUUUGUGUUUUAUGGUUCGCCAUCCCCGCGGAGCUUUCCUGCAUCACCGCUUCGUGGUGGCUGUCUUGAACGACGUAUUUGGGAUCCAGGCAACGGCAGAUAACAUGAUAGCGGAUUCGCUCGGGAUAAAUCCACAAUUAGCAAUCGAGUACGAAAAGUUGUUGAACGAUGAUUCUUUAAAGGCAGGAGGUAUUCAUCCGGGAUACAUAAGGAUUACGUUUCCAUUCUUUAUGACUGAAGCGGAAGUGGCGUUCAUAUUGGAAGCUCUGAAAAUGGUUGCCACUGAAGCGUGGAAAUUGUUGCCACAAUACGAAGUGGAUAAUAGAACCGGAGAAUGGAGACAUCAUUCGAAUUCGUUGGCCAAGGAGCGUAAGUGGCUUGGAACGAUUCGAUAUACGGACGGAAAAAUGUUGUUUUCUGAUAGACGAAUAUCAGGACCUGGAACGUUCCCGCAAAGCUACUCUGAUUGCUUGCAAACAGCUAGAAAUCUUUUCAACCGGGCACGUAAAAUGGCUCAGAGAUCAGCAUCCGACGAAAUUAUCCUAAAAUUGCCAAAUGCAUCAAUUGAGAAUCUUCGCUGGUACAUGCUUCCCGGAGAAGCGCAUGAACUGCUACUUGGCCAUUCGCACAGUGUCAAAAAUACCGUGCCAUUCGAUCCCACCAAAAUUGCAGAGAAUCCUUCACUGUUGAUGAUUCACCGACACCAUAGUUUGUCGGCUUUAGACAUCAAACGUUUCAAAAGCAGAAGUCUUCCAGCGUCUCCUAUGCAGCUUUCUCUACGUAGACAGCACUCCAGUUCACCGCAACAGUCGCAUAGUCCGACUCCAACACCAACUUCAUCGCCACCAAUCGUACGGUUUUCACUUGGUGGCGAAGUCAGUACUUACAGCCCACCUCGCGUGAUCAGCCUGAACACCCACGAUGCUGCUAGAAGCGCCAGUAGAAACAGAUGUAAUAGCUGGGGUUCGUCAACAACAAGAAUGGCGAACGUCGCUAGCCCCGUCAACAGCAAUGGCACUAACGCAUGUGUUGUCGAUGGUGGUGGUAUUAGUAAUAGAGGUAUCGAUCGUGAUUGUGGACUGGACGUUCUGGGACCUCACACUCGUUACCAUCUUGGAUUGGUUCAAUAUUCGCGCCGGCAAACCCAGGAUCCGACUACACCAACGGGCAGUAUUCCUGCAGACAACGCUGGCACGUGCCGUUUUUACAGUAAAGGCGGGCGAUCACCGCCACCUGUAUUGGCGGUCAAACCAAAACAGCGAUCCUGUUCCUGCAGUAGCCAGACGGAUCUCAGCAUGGGCUCUAGUAGCGAGAAUCUAGCUACUGCAGUAGCAGCCAACAUCGACGGUUCGCAAGCACUAAGCUUAUCGAACCUGCAAGCAAUACUGACGGGAAGCAGCUGCAGUGAUAGCGCCGAGGAUAUUCAGGCUUAUGUAAAGGAAGUAACCAAAGAGCUUGCCACCGAAAUCAAGUCAGAAAUUCGUGAGGUUAUAUCCAAAGUCGAAGAUGUAUUAGAAAGUACUGACAGUUUAGAUCUUAAUGGAGUGGCAUUUAAUUCAUUGGGAAAUAUGAGUGUUUCUAACGAAAAUAAACGAGAUUCGAUCUCCACCAAUGACGUUGUGGAUUAUCUUAAAGAGUAUAGCAAAGGCAUGAUGAUAGAGGUCAAAUCAGAAAUUCGUGAUGCAAUGAAUGCAGUGGAUGAAAUUAUCUCCCCAGAUAACGGUUUAGGAGUGCGAAAAAAUUCUCCCCCAGAUGUUUUCAAACCCAACGGUGGAGGGCCCAAACUUUUAAUUCAACAACGUUAUAGUGAUAUUACCCCAGCUGACCGGCCCAAAUCCGCUGACAUUGACAAACAUCGUUCUGAGUCGUUUCCCCGCCCAAACAGUUCUUUAACAGCACCAAGUCCGGAUAACAAUUUACCUAGCUUAUCGUACACUGGUGCUAUUGCGAAAAAAAUAGAUCUCAUGUCAUCGACGUCCUCGCAGGAUUCAGGCAUUAACUUGAGCUUCAGUGAGCAGGAUGAUAAACUGAAAGCUGCUGCAGGCAUCCGAGAUAGAUCUCGUACACUUUCAGCUCAGCUCGAGGAAGCUUCUAAUCAAGCUGAGCUUCAGCAGCGACGAGUUCUAUCCGAAUCGGCAGCACCAGUCACAGGCGAAAGUCCACAAGCAAGACUUCCCGUUACACCAGAAAUCGAGCUCUCGCCUAAAAAUCCUUUAAUGCGACAACCAGCAGUAAUGAAAAGCCCCCCUUCACAGGAGCAAGAAUCUGCAGCAGGCAGCCUAGAGGGUGCAACAUGGCACAACCUUCCGAAGGACAUCUGGAAACAAGCAGCCGAGGCUCUCGAUGACUUCGACAUGAUCAAGGACAGCGAUCGCAUUCUUGUUUGCCUAUCCGGUUCCAGCUCGUCGCUGUGCCUGCUUCAUCUUUUGCGACAGUUCACCCGGGCGCGACACCUAAGCAACGUACAGCUGGCUGCCGUUACUUUCGGGGACUGCGGCGUUGAUCCACGGGUCAUGAUGAUCUACCUUCGCGAACUCGGUGUCGAGUUUUUCUACGAACGUAAAGAAUCAGCGGAUAACCUGCAGCACAAGCUGGCCGCUCUGGCGCACCGUAAAGGCUACAACGUGCUGGCACUGGCCAACACACUGGACAAGCUAGCCGAUCGGUUUCUCGUGUCAUUGCUGUACAAGGGAAAGUUCAACGCUAUGCAAGCCGUUAGUCCGGUGGGUCCACAACUUCGCAUCAUUCGGCCGUUGCUCUACAUUCGCGAACGCGUGUUGGAAGACUACGCCGCCAGCAAGGCUCUGCCUUCGCGACCUUCCCGACUUUUUACUCGACCACCAGAUGCAGCCAACAGUAUUCUUCGGGUGCAGGAGGCUAUCAAUCCGAACGUCUACGGGAACAUUCGAAGUGCGCUAAAGCCACUGCUGGCGUUGAGGGUUGAGUCAGUGAAAUCCACGUAUGAGUCCAUUCGUGCGGCAUUAGUCACCCGAGACUAGUCCUCCCAGUUAAUGGUACAACAAAAACAGUCUAGAUAGGAUAAUCAAUUGUUUGUAUUGUGUUAAAAUACUGAUAGCAUAUAAGUAGAACCACCCGCAGAACCAAGGGUACAAUCCAAGUGAUUUAAAACUGAAUUUAUCCUGUAGUUUUUAGUCCAUAGUUUUUACUUCAUGUUUGUAAAUAAACCGAAGAAAUUGUACGCUAUCGGUAAAUGUGUAUAGUAUUUUUAGAUUUAUUGAACCGGUCCUAAUCUAAUUGAAUCGCGUGAUACGGUCGCGGCACAGUGAAGCCAGGUAGAGCAAAAGCCGGUUAUGAUUACUGCGUAAGUUCUAUCG